This is a messenger RNA of Perca fluviatilis (European perch), 5394 nucleotides long. RefSeq names its product MAP7 domain containing 3 (gene map7d3). The record is from RefSeq and is a predicted model, not a curated record. NCBI's taxonomy places the organism in Eukaryota, Metazoa, Chordata, Actinopteri, Perciformes, Percidae. Gene Ontology annotation, cellular component: microtubule cytoskeleton. Bases 89 to 2482 code for a protein of 797 amino acids. The transcript has 19 exons. Gene Ontology annotation, biological process: microtubule cytoskeleton organization.
ACGUCCCCGUGGUGUCCGAGUUCUACCGGCUGCGAUGUGUUACGCGCCCCUGCUUUAGAAAAAAACAGAGAAGGAAAACUUCAUAGAAAUGGCGGAGGGUGCUACGACUCUCAAAGGCUUGCGAGCCCAAAUGGCUGCAGCUGCACAGGCACAAGCCGAGGAGCGGCGCAGCCUGGCAGGGAACAGCCCAGGACCUACAACCAACGCACCAGCUAAACCUCAGGGGGGGAGUAGGCCAGUCAUUGACGGUGCAGCACUUAGAAUAGACGACCGGCUGCGAGUGGCAAAAGAGAGGCGAGAGGAGGCAGAGAGACAACAGGUUUUGCGAGACUCUCAGAUCAUGGAGCGGGAGCGCAAGGCCAAGAUGCAAGUGGAGCGUCAGAUGGAGGAGCGUCAGAAAAAGGUUGAUGAACAGCGAAGAAAGGAGGAGCAGAAACGAUUGGCUGUGGAAGAGAAGAGGAAGCAGAAACAGGAAGAGGAAAAGGAGCACUACGAGGCAGUGAUGCGGCGGACAUUGGAGCGCAGUCAGCGAGUGGAGCAGAGGCAGAAAAGAUGGUCCUGGAGCGGACUGUCCACAGACUCAGAUGGACGAACAGGAGACUGUGAUGCCGGCACCUCAUCUCCAGUAACUAUAGUUAUCUCCUCUGCCUCGCCAGAAAAGCCACCAAGGAGUCAACAAGUGGACAAACGCUCCACAUCCACCAUGAACCUGAAACAGCUGUCCGAGGCUGGCAUCAGCAAACGCCUAUCCUCCUCCUCUGCCACCCUUAUCAAAUCUCCUGACAAAAGUGUUAAGCCGAGGAGUUCGUCUUGUAACCGGUUGCCUAACAAUGGCAAUGCUGCUCAGGCCAGUAAGGAAGAUGGCAAAAAACUUCAGGUGGAACCGACAGGCCGUUCCGUCAGGAAGAGAAGUUCCUCCCUCACACGAGUAAGUGUGGGCAGAGCACAGACCCCCGCCAAGCCUGAUAAGGGGACAACGGAUGAUCAAGAGUGUCACCUGUGUCCUCGCUCAGCCUCUGCCAGUCCCCUGCAUCCACCGCGGGGACCCGUGCGCAGCCGCAGCAUUGACCGGCAGAAGAGCAGCAUGACCACCUCUGUGUCGGCCGACGGAGCCCUUGACCCUUCACUGAAAGACAAGCAGUUUACAUCGCCUGGAGGUCAACGUCCUGCCUCCCCAUCUACUACCAUGGGACGCAACCGUUCACCAUCCCCAGCCCCCAAUCCAGCCCCAAAGAGGACCCCCUCCCCAACAGCAUCCAAGCAAAAUCCUAAGACACGCCCACCCUCACCGAGUGCAAUGAAACAACGCCCCCCAUCCCCCCAGCCUACAUCAGCCAAACCUCCACCUAUCCAGAAACCAGCUCUCACUCCAACAGGGGCCCCCACCUUGCGAAAGAGGGACUCCAAGUCCAAGGAUCUGUGUCCGGUCCAGGCUGUCUCCCCACAGUCCUCUGAUUCCAGCAAGACCAAAGAGAAAGAUGACUCUAAAUCCUCGACGGGCACCAACUCGGCCGCUGAGGCAGCCAAGAUCCUGGCGGAGAACCGCAGACUGAUGCGGGAGCAGAAAGAGAGAGAGGAGCAGCUCAGGAUACAGAGGGAGGAAGAGGAGAAGCUGAGAAAGGAAGAAGAGAUGCGUUUAGCGGAGGAGGCUCGACUGAAACGCCUAGAGGAGGAGAAGAAACUUGCAGAGGAGAGGAAAAUUAAAGACGAGGAAGAUGCUCGCCUAGCAGAGGAGGAGCGGGUGAGAAUGGCAGAAGAGGAGGCAGUGAGACAGGCCGAGCUCCAGAAGGAACGGGAGGAGGCUGAGGCCAAGGCCCUGGAGGAGGCAGAGAGAGUCCGCCUGGAGAGAGAGCGCAUCAUGCAGCAGAACCAGCAAGAACGAAUGGAGAGGAAGAAGAGAAUUGAAGAGAUAAUGAAGAGAACAAGGAAAGGGGAGCAAAAUGACUUGAAGAGAGAUGGCGAUAAACAGGAGGAUGACGAGGGAGACGAGGGAGAGGACUAUGAAACCCAGAGCCAGACAGAUGACCUCGGCAUGGAGGAUGACAAAGAUGAGAGUAGUCUGUCCUUUGGUGAGCCAGUGGCACAACGAGAGGAGCCCCUGGGCAGCGUGAACGGAAAACCAGAGACGGACGACAAGGAGAAUAACAAUGGCAUAAGCACAGAUGAGACUCAGGCAGUAAGUCCAGUCCCUAAGGGCCGCCUCGUCGAGGGCUCGGAGUUCCUGAAUGAGCAGGACUCCGCCAAGGUGGGGUUGGUCUCAGGUCUCAACGGUAAAUCCAACCAGUGGAGCUUUGAGGAACUCAUUGACCUCAACGUCCACUCCAAGACUCGGCCCCUCAUCGAGGCAGAGGACUGUAACCAGGUCUUGAUCAACUGUGACGGGAGCUCAGAUGGGACCAGGGUAGCCUUCGAGGACAAGGGAACCCCCGUCAACACCCUGCUUUCCCCUAAUCAGCCCAUAGAAGCUCUGUCAGAGAUUUGAUGCUGCAGCCGUCGCUGAGAAGCCUCUUACUGUUGCACUUGUAAAGUUCCUGUCCAGCUGAGCUCCUUAAAAGAAAGUCCUCUACCAGUUCCAAACAGCUUCCUGCUUUUUCUCCUCUUCCUACUAGGGAGGAGCACAAGGUGAAGCGGAAAGACCACCCCAAGUGCUACAUUUGCACCCCACAUUAUGAGGAAACAAAUAUAUUAAAACAAUUAUAUAUAUAUAUAUUAAAAAUAUGCUUCAGGGAAAGUCCAUAUAUUCCUUCAACGUGCUCGCUUCAGGUCUCUUUCCUCUUCCUCUUGUGUUUAGUUCUCCAGAUUUGUUUUUGUCUAUGUUGUGUCCAAAUUUGAUGAUGUUUUUUAAGAGUUGUGUCUUUGUCAGGGGUGCAUUUGUUGUAAUUUAUUAAUUUUGGCUUUUUUGUUAUUGUAAUUAUUGUUAUUAUAUGUUUAGUCUUUUGUUUUCUCUUUUAUGAGAAUAUUCCAGAACACAUGCACAUUAAGCGGUGUGAAUUGAAUAUUGUAAGUUAAAGGAAGGAGCGUUAAUACAGUCUGUUCUGCCGGGGUUUGGUGGGGGAUAGCAUCCCAAGUUUCGCAUGUGAUUCAUCUAAAUUGACUUGACCGGCUGCUUUUUGCAGCAUCCAGCAAUAUGGCCUUACCAUUUUUUUCCCAACUUCAAAUUUUUGUGAAUAUUAUAAAUGUCUUGUGCUGAAGCUAAUACAUGCACAGUUUAGUCCGUCAUGUGCUUACACAUGGGACUGGAUCCUGUAUUCAUACUUUACUUCACUUCAUAGAGCUCUGUCCUCCCUGUCUCCCAGCUUCUCUCACCGCGUGUUUCCUUCUCUGGCCUGUAGAGGGCGUCAGGAGCACAACUCCAACUGUUACAUUUAAAGCUGUAUAGUGUGGAGAUGAAUUCACAACACUGUAGUGAAUUGACAUGUAAAGUGAAGUUUCUGCAGUUUGUUCAUUUAGGGCUCACUUAGGUUUUCUUAAUUUUUACAUAUGUAUAUAGAAUUUGUUUACUAACAUCAUUGUAAUUUACGUCAGAAUCUGAGUUGCAUUCAGUUUUAGUCUCCUCUCCACCAACUGCAUCUGCGCCACACAACUGUUGAAUAACCAUAACUGCAACAUACUAUCUUAACCGUUGAAGUCCAUUAGUUUAAUUCCAAGCUGCUUCUGAGCUUCUUAAGGCGGUAUGUGUUUGUUACUGAAUUGACCUUGAAUGUUCGGCUGAAACAAAAAAUCCGGUUUCCAGUUGUCUGGUUUUAACUCGAGCUUUACCAACACAGCCACACAAACAUUUCCAUCCAUCCCUCUGUCUGUCCAGCCCUUACAUCAAUUACAUUUAUUAACCAUUAACUGUCAAAAAAUACCCAACACACUAGCUGCUACAUCCGACAAAAUGCAUUUCAAUUAUUUUGUAUAAUAUACAAUUUGGCUGUUUCUUUAUAUAUGAAAAUACAUUUCUACAUAUAUUUAAGUGUUAUUGUGUUGUGUGUGUGUAUAUAAUCAGUAUUAGGCAAAUUAAGCCAUGUUUAGGGGUGGCGUCAGGAUGUGGAUAAUUGAAGUCUCUGUCUAUGUGGCUGUGCUAUAAUACGUUAGGUUUCUGUUCAACUCGUGGCCUGUGACAGUGUAGUCAGGUUACAUUUGGGCAGCCUGGAAAAAUUUACAUACAGCCCUCUUCCACAUGAGGAAGCAAAGAAACUAGGGGCCAAGUGGUGACCCACUAUACAUUUCUCAAGAGUGUGUGUGUGUGUGUGUCUGUGUGUGAGUGAGAGUGAGAGUGAGUGAGAAGGCUUUAGCACCAUAUCCCCAAGCCCUGAUUCUGAAGAUUGCCUCACAGAGACUAAACAAGUUGACAUUUUGAUGGUGAGUUGUUACAGCCCUGCGCAACAUGUCUGACCCAUGAUCAGAGUAAAGGCUGUGCCUCUUUAUGAUGCUUUUAAUGUCAUCAAAAUAUGUUUUAUAAUAUGUCAAAGGAUGUCGGGUCUUAACUAUUCUACUUUGUAGUAUGAGGCAGGGUUCAUCCACCAAACAAAAUAUGACACGAGUCAGACUUUUUUUCUGUCUCUUCUGGAUAUUUCAUGAACUGUAUUGAAAUCUUGAAAUUGCCUGUGCUUGAAUAGUCCGAGCACGAGGUUUGUGGACCUUGAUUUUUGCCUUGUUCUCUGCUGGUUAACGAAAAUAUCUUUUGUACAUAAAGACUAGGGGCUUUAGAUCUUAGCUUUGAUUAAUAAGCUCAAAGAAUGUAACAGACUGCAUAAACCGUCCACCAUUAUUUACCAUGUCUCUCAGAGCUGCCCGCCUUUUGACUUUCAUCUAUUACUCAGUUAGAAAACAUGAGACUCUUUGCACUGUCACAAAUUACUCUCUAUGUUUAAUGAAUGGUUACCGAGGAGUAGCUUUACUGUACAGACUCGUAGAAGACUUGUGUGAUAUUCUGGACAAACAGAAAAAGUAAUUUGUCUCAUUCAUAACCCAAAACUUGCUUAUACCCAAACCUUUCCUACUCCUUCUUCCACUCAUGAGUAGCACCUGUUGAGGGGCUGCUGCUGUUGUAGCUGCUGAUUGAACAGAUACUGUAUCUAUUCAAGGUCCCGCUGCAUCUUUGAGGGCUCGACUACAGAGCUGACUGCUCUUAGUCCUCAACAUUGUCUAUAACAAUAGGGUAGAACGGUGCCUUAGAUUGAGAUUUAGUAUUUUUAUUGUAUCACAGUUAACUAAGAAAGCUUGUCCUUACCUCGGCCUCGACAAUCAGUCUACCUGACCAGGGCGACUUUGUGAAUAUGAAUAUUUCUCUGGAAGAUUUACAAACCUAACAACGCCCUGUCCACAAGUAAGAUUUGUACUGUAAAUAUAUCUAAAAUGUACUGAGAUGAUACAAACUGUUGAAACAAAUAAAGUCUUGCAAAAAUA